AUGGUAGUGGGCCUCAUCAGCAAUAACGACGACUCAGCCUACAGAGAGGAAGUGAACCAACUCGUCGUCUGGUGUGACAAGAACAACCUGUCACUGAAUGUUAACAAGACAAAGGAAAUUACUGUUGACUUCAGGAGGAAGCACAUGAGGCUCUAUAGAGAACAUCCUGACCAGCAGCCUCCCAGUGUGGUAUGGCAGCUGCACCGCCGCAGACCAGUAGUCCCUCCAGAGAGUGAAAAACCCAAACCGACUGUGAGGGUGGAUCCUCAGAGCUCUGUCUACACUGGAGACACAGUUACUCUGAUCUGUGAGGUGGAGUCUACUGGAUGGGAGUUUCUCUGGUACAAAAACUCUCAGCUAUUACAGCCUCAGAAUCCUGCAGAUAAAAACACCAACACAAUCAGUGUAACAGUGUCUGAUGCAGGAACAGCAGAGUUUAGAUGUAGAGCACACAGAGGAGACUACAGCACACAGGACAGUGAUCCAGUCAAGAUUACAGUUAGAGAGAGACCAAAAGCUACAGUGAAAAUACAACCAGCUGAUCAUGUGUUCAUUGGAGAGACAGUCACUCUCACAUGUGAUAUAGACAGUGGAGGUUACUGGUGGUACCAUUGGUAUAAAGGUGAAAACGUUUUCAGUUAUUCUCAAAGGAGGAAGAAAUACACUAUUUCUAAAGUUGCUCAGUCUCAUAGUGGAGUUUAUACCUGUGAAGGAACACAGUCAGCAAACCCGCGUUACUCACAGACCAGUGAUGCUGUUACACUGACUGUAUCAGAAAAACCCAAACCGACUGUGAGGGUGGAUCCUCAGAGCUCUGUCUACACUGGAGCCACAGUUACUCUGAUCUGUGAGGUGGAGUCUACUGGAUGGGAGUUUCUCUGGUAUAAAAACUCUCAGCCAUUACGGCCUCAGAAUCCUGCAGAUAAAGACACCAACACAAUCAGAGUAACAGUGUCUGAUGAAGGAACAGCAGAGUUUAGAUGUAGAGCGCGCAGAGGAAACUACCAAUACUACGACGACUACUACAAGAAGUACGUCUACGGCUAUCACACAAAGUUCAGUGGUCCAGCCAUCAUUACAAUUGGAGAAAGUGGAGGUGGCUGGCAGUAUGAGUGGUUUAAGAAUAAUACACCUAUCAAAGCUGCUCCAGGAACAAAUAAAUACAAUAUUUCUAGUGUUGCUCAGUCUCAUAAUGGAGUUUAUACCUGUAAUGGAACACAGUCAACAGACCCGCGUUACUCACAGACCAGUGAUGCUGUUACACUGACUGUAUCAGAAAAACCUAAACCUGAACUCACAUCAAGCCAUAAAGGAGCUGCACUGAUAGGAAAUCCAGUGGUUCUGUACUGUAGGCUGGAUCAGUCUGCUGGAUGGAAGUUUUACUGGUUCAAACACUCACAGAACCCUGAGAAUGAGAUCAAGACUGAAACACACUCCUACACCAUCAGCUCAGUUAGUGUCUCUGAUGGAGGACAGUACUGGUGCAGAGCUGGGAGAGGAGACCCAGUCUACUACACUCACUACAGUGAUGCUCUCUGGAUGAACACGACUGAGGUGCGAGCUUCAUUCUCAGUGCUCUGUCUGCUCAGCUGUUUAAUGGCAGCGUCUCCAUAUGUGCUGGUGACCAUCGUGCUGGUGGUCAAAUUCUACAGGGCUCAAGACGCCUCCGCCCAAUCACUGACGGAAGGGCGCGUGCCCGCACGGAGACGCAACGUCCACGAACAACGAGGAGAUGAAUCAACGCGUGAGCUCCAGCCUUUGAUCGAGCCAGUCCUGAGACGACCCCUCCUGAAGUCAGCCCCCAACUCCCACAGCGGAAAGACUGCACUGCUGUCCCUCAUGUCCACAUGGUGA
Colossoma macropomum (tambaqui) is the source of this 1854-nucleotide messenger RNA. Its product is annotated as carcinoembryonic antigen-related cell adhesion molecule 5-like. The record is from RefSeq and is a predicted model, not a curated record. Gene Ontology annotation, molecular function: transmembrane signaling receptor activity. The coding region runs from base 1 to 1854 and encodes 617 amino acids. The transcript has 11 exons. Gene Ontology annotation, biological process: cell surface receptor signaling pathway. Lineage: Eukaryota; Metazoa; Chordata; Actinopteri; Characiformes; Serrasalmidae.